AUGAGCAAACCAACCUUCAUCUUCGCCCCGGGCGCGUGGUACCCGCCCACCGCAUUCAACCCCCUCAUUGAGAAACUGGACGACUACACCUGCCACACAGUCGCAUUCCCCUCAAUCCAGCAAUCAACCACAGUACAAGACCUGCAACCGGACAUUGACAGUGUCCGCACAAUAGUGAACGGGCUGAGCAAGACCGAGCGCGAAAAGAAGGGCAAGAAAGGUGGUGUCGUCAAGCUUGUUUUCAUUGCGGCGUUCAUUCCUCAGAUCGGGGAGAGUUUGAUCAGUGCGUUUGGUGGAACCCCGCCGCCGUGGUACAUUCGCGAUGCGCAGGUCGAGAAUGGAACCGUCACGGCCAGUGAUCCGUUCUGGCUUUUCUUCCAUGAUGUUCCUGAUGGGCAGGACUGGGCUGCUACGCUGAAACCUCAUGCGUGGGCGACGAAGAAUACGCCUGCGACUAGUGCGGCGUAUUAUCAGAUUCCGUCGGCGUAUUUGAUUUGUGAAGAGGAUCGGGCCAUUCCGAUGGCGGUGCAGCAGUUGAUGGUCGAUCGGGCCCAGACGAGAGGUGCGACCAUUGAGACGGAGAAGAUCCCUACGUCGCAUUCACCUUGGCUUGUGUAUCCGGAGAGGGUGGCGAAUUAUCUGCGGCGACAAGCUGGAGAGUCGGUUUGA
Penicillium maclennaniae is the source of this 669-nucleotide messenger RNA. RefSeq names its product alpha/beta hydrolase. The record is from RefSeq and is a predicted model, not a curated record. The transcript has 3 exons. The coding region runs from base 1 to 669 and encodes 222 amino acids. NCBI's taxonomy places the organism in Eukaryota, Fungi, Ascomycota, Eurotiomycetes, Eurotiales, Aspergillaceae.